AUGGAGAUAAUCAGAGGUCCAUCAAUCUCUCGUCCUCCUGUACUUGAUGACAAAAAUUAUUCAUAUGGGAAGGCCCACAUGAUAUCAUUUCUAAAAACUCUUGAUGGAAGGACUUGUAGAGUUGUUGUAGCUGGAUGGGACCCACCAAUGAUCACUAUAGAUGGUCAUUGUGUUCCUAAAUCUGAAGUUGAUUGGACUGAUGUUGAAGAACAAGCCUCUGUGAGAAAUUCUACAGCCAUUAAUACUAUCUUUAAUGGUGUUGACUUGAAUGUGUUUAAAUUGAUUAACUCUUGUAGCUCUGUAAAGAAAGCUUGGAAAAUAUUGGAGGUUGCAUAUGAAGGCACUAAAAAAGUUGAAAUAUCCAGAUUACAGUUGAUAACCUCAAAAUUUGAAGCUUUAAAAAUGUUUGAGGAUCAGUCUGUAGCUGAAUGUAAUGAAAGAGUUCUAGAAAUAGCCGAUGAAUCAUUCAACCUUGGAGAAAAGAUUUCUGAAUCCAAGAUAGUGGGAAAACUACUGCGUUCUCUGCCUGAUGAUGAUGAUGAACUAGCACCUAAAGUUACCAUGGUACCUGAAGUAGCUGUUGUUGAUGCUCUUAUAGCUGAUACAACUGUAAAUUGCUUUGGAGAUGACUCAAAAUCAACUCAGAAGGAAGUAACAGCUGAGGAAAGUGAACUUAUUCCAUCUUCACAUGUCUGA
Molecule: messenger RNA, 696 nt
Organism: Cucumis melo (muskmelon)
Lineage: Eukaryota; Viridiplantae; Streptophyta; Magnoliopsida; Cucurbitales; Cucurbitaceae
Exons: 2
Coding region: 1-696 (231 amino acids)
Source: RefSeq, a predicted model, not a curated record